AUGCUGAAACCAAGUGGACUUAAAAUCCCUGGCAGGGCUGGGAAGCACUCCAGCCCGGUGGGACGGGCAUCGGGAACCACUGCAGCUGCAGUCACCACUGGCUCAAAAGAAGGCUCACCUUUACACAAGCAGGGCACCACCUCCACCACCAGCACCGAGAAGUCGGGUUCAAAGGUCGCCGAGGUGGGCGAUGAUUUUCUGGGAGACUUCGUGGUGGGCGAACGCGUCUGGGUCAACGGAGUGAAGCCAGGUGUGAUCCAGUAUCUUGGAGAGACACAAUUUGCUCCAGGCCAGUGGGCAGGGGUGGUUCUGGAUGACCCAGUGGGUAAGAAUGACGGCUCUGUCGGCGGAGUGCGGUACUUCGAGUGCCAACCGCUGCAGGGGAUUUUUACGCGACCGUCCAAGCUGACGCGGCAGCCGGUGGCCGAGGGCUCAGGGAGCGACGCCCCCUCUGUGGACUCUCUGACAGCUCAGAACUUGUCACUGCACUCGGGGACAGCCACACCACCUCUGUCCAGUCGUGUCAUCCCAUUGCGGGAGAGCGUCCUCAACAGCGCCAUGAAGACGGGCAACGAGUCUGGAUCUAACCUCUCGGACAGUGGGUCUGUGAAAAAGGGGGAGAAGGACUUACGGCUUGGAGAUCGUGUGCUGGUUGGUGGGACAAAGACAGGAGUUGUGCGCUACGUGGGAGAAACGGAUUUUGCCAAAGGAGAGUGGUGUGGUGUGGAGCUGGAUGAGCCCCUGGGGAAGAAUGAUGGGGCAGUUGCUGGUACAAGGUAUUUUCAGUGCCCACCCAAGUUUGGCCUCUUCGCUCCCAUUCACAAGGUGAUCCGGAUUGGGUUCCCAUCAACCAGCCCUGCCAAGGCCAAGAAGAGCAAGAGGAUGGCCAUGGGAGUGUCAGCCCUAACCCACAGCCCCAGCAGCUCCUCCAUCAGCUCUGUCAGCUCAGUGGCCUCGUCAGUUGGGGGCAGGCCCAGCCGCAGUGGGCUGCUGACAGAGACCUCUUCUCGAUAUGCCAGAAAAAUCUCUGGCACCACAGCUCUCCAGGAGGCACUGAAGGAGAAGCAGCAGCACAUUGAGCAGCUGCUGGCAGAGCGAGACCUGGAGCGGGCAGAGGUUGCCAAAGCCACCAGCCACAUCUGUGAGGUGGAGAAAGAGAUUGCCAUCAUGAAGGCCCAACAUGAGCAGUAUGUCACAGAGGCAGAAGGAAAUCUCCAGCGGGCACGAGCCUUGGUGGAUGGGAUGCAGAAGGAGAAGAUUGAGCUGUUGAACCAGCUGGAAGAGGAGAAGAGGAAAGUGGAGGACUUGCAGUUCCGUGUGGAGGAAGAAUCCAUUACCAAGGGAGAUCUGGAGACUCAGACGCAAUUGGAGCAUGCCCGAAUACGGGAGCUCGAGCAGAGCCUGCUGUUUGAGAAGGCACAGGCUGAAAAACUCCUCAGAGAAUUAGAGGACACCAGGUUGACCACGGUAGCGGAGAAGUCCAGAAUCCUGCAGCUGGAGGAGGAGCUGAGCCUCAGACGCAGCGAGGUGGACGAGCUCCGGCAGUGCCUCAGGAGCUCUCACCAAGCAGAGACCCCUGAGCAUUCCCUGGGCCUGCAGUCAGAGGCUCUUCGACUGCGGGAUCAACUGCUGUCUGCCAACAAGGAGCAUCAGAAGGAGAGCAGCCAGCUCAAAGAGAAGUAUGAGAAGACGUUAAAGAAGUACCAGCAGGAGAUGGAGAAGCUGAAGUCUGUCAAUGAGAAGUACUCGCAGGAAAUCGUUGACCUAAAGCAUAAAGUUCAGCAAGCCACUAAUGAGAACAUGGGGCUCAUGGACAACUGGAAGUCCAAGUUGGACACGUUAGCUUCUGACCACCAGAAGUCUCUGGAGGACCUGAAAGCCACAUUGAACUCAGGCCCUGACACCCAGCACAAGGAGAUUGUGGAGCUGAAGGCAGUGGUGGAGAGUAUAAAGAUGGAGCACCAGCUUGAAUUGGAGAACCUGAAAGCAAAGCAUGACAUUGAGACUGCUGUGCAUAUAAAGGAGAAAGAGAGUCUCAAACUGAAGUUGCAGGAGGCUUUGGAUGAAGUGGAAAAAAGCAACAGCAACUGGAAAAUGCAACUGGAAACCAAAAGCAGUCAGCACCUUCUCGAGCUCCAAGAUGUGAAGGACAAGUGUCGAGAUGCUGAGCUGAGGAUGCAUGAACUGGAGAAACUCCAUGGUGAAUACACAGAUCAGACACAAGCGAUAGCUUUCUUGAAAGAGCAGAUUUCUUUGGCUGAAAAGAAGAUGUUGGACUAUGAAAUGUUACAGAAAACAGAAGCCCAGAGCAAACAGGAGAUCCAAAGAUUGCAGGAAAAAGUACUUGUCUUAGAGAACAAGCUGCAGUCCAUGGAGGCCCUGCAUCCUUCUCAGCAUGCAAAUAUGAUUGAAACUAAUGAUAUUUCAGAAGAAAAGAUAAAGAUGAAGGAGACUAUGGAAGACCUCCAAGACAAGCUGAGUAAAAGAGACAAAGAGGUGUCAUCCCUGGUGUCCCAGACUGAAACUCUAAGGGCCCAAGUAAGUGCUUUGGAAAAUAAAUGCAAAACAGCAGAAAAGAAGGCUGACUCGGUGUUCAAGGAAAAGAAGAGGCUGGAAGGGGAACUGGAAGCCUUGACCAAGAAAACACACGAUGCUUCAGGGCAACUGGUCCUGAUUAGCCAGGAGCUGCUCAAGAAGGAAAGGAGCCUGAAUGAGCUGAGAGCACUGUUACUGGAGGCAAACCGGCACUCGCCGGGGCCGGAACGAGACCUCAGCCGGGAAGUGCACAAAGCAGAGUGGAGGCUGAAGGAGCAGAAGCUUAAAGAUGACAUCAAGGGGCUGCGAGAGAAACUGGUUGUGCUGGACAAGGAGAAGUCGGUGUCGGAUCAGCGGCGAUACUCGCUGAUCGACCCGUCGUCGGAGUCGGAGGUGAUCCGGCUGCAGCACCGGCUCGUCAGCACGGAGGAUGUGCUGCGCAACGCGCUGGAGCAGGGACACCAGAUGGAGAAGCUCAUGGAAGCAAUGAGGCUCUCGUCAGAGAAAACACAGACUGUUGGAAAUUCUGGGUCUGCUAACGGGAUUCACCAGCAGGAUAAAUCCAACAAGCAAGAG
This is a messenger RNA of Acanthisitta chloris (rifleman), 3111 nucleotides long. It is a transcript of the gene CLIP2, whose product is annotated as CAP-GLY domain containing linker protein 2. The transcript is spliced from 15 exons. Lineage: Eukaryota; Metazoa; Chordata; Aves; Passeriformes; Acanthisittidae. Gene Ontology annotation, biological process: cytoplasmic microtubule organization. The annotation marks the transcript as partial. Gene Ontology annotation, cellular component: nucleus; microtubule plus-end; cytoplasm. The record is from RefSeq and is a predicted model, not a curated record. Gene Ontology annotation, molecular function: microtubule plus-end binding.